CUUGCACUCGCCCAUGCCCCCUUUUGCCCUCCGCUGGCUGCGGGGGAAGAAGCGUGAACUUGAACGCAGCCUUCACUGCUCAGUGCGAGUCCAGGCAGAGGCCAGUAGACAGUCUUAUCAGUCCGUCCCCCAUUGCUCGGGUUUCGGUCAACUUAUCGGGGAAGAAGCAGCCGCACGCGUGCAGUUUUUUUGCAGGGGGGGUUUAAUUUAGUCUGUUUGCAGUUCGGGACUCUGAGGUGCUGCCACAGUUGGACCCGCUUGACGCAAUGUCCAGGCGCAAACUUGGAAGCAGACCGCAGCACCUGAGUGUGAUUCAAGAUGUCACCGGCAUGGCGGAUGGCACCAGAUCCUCAGAUGACCAGCCUCUUCCUCCACCUCCUCCUCCUCCACAGGUCCGAGAUCUGGACGAUGGGCGUGACCUCCUGACCUGUGGCCAGUGCAGCCGGGCAUUCCCCCUCGCCCACAUCCUGGCCUUCAUCCAGCACAAACAGGGAGGCUGUCGCUCCACAAACUACGCCCCAAAUGUCAAUGCCACGCCCCCCUCACCUGCCAACCGAACACAGCAGCGCGUCGCCAACGCCAACCUGGGGCCAGGCUUCAUUGAACUAAGAAGAGGGGCGUCCAGAGAGCGAGGCUGGGGGGAGGAGCCCGGCGUUAGGGUGAAGGCGGAGCCUAGCAGAGCAGUGCUCGAAGAGCCCUCCUAUUUCACCUGUCAGCAGUGUGAAGGUGUGUUCCCUUCUGCAUGGUCACUCCUACAGCAUGCUCAGCACACACACUCCUUCAGCAUCUACCAGGAAAGCGAGGAGGAGGAUACAGACACAAGAAGAAGAGGAAGAGUAGGACACAAGACUGCUGCAGCCACUCUGGACCCUCGCCACCUGAGCCAGGCCCUCGCAUCUGCCUUUAAGCCGUCCGCCCUGCGCCUCAGCCGCUCACGUCAGACACAAACCUCCUCCAUCUCUUCUUCUUCUUCUAGUAAUCUGCAGGCUCUGAACUUUUCCGUACGGCUCAGGGAGCUCGCUGAGGGGAACAGCAACACAACUCGUAGCUCACCCGGAGGCCUGGUGCUGUCUCCAUCCUCCUCCCCACCUGCAGCCUCUCCCUUUCCUCAGGCUAGUGCCCUCCAGGCUGAUUUCCACUGUGAACAGUGUGACCAGAACUUCCACUCCCUGUCUGCCCUCUCUACCCACCAUCGGGCUCACGCCUGUAAUCGCCCCUAUCACUGCGGCGUGUGUGGGCAGGCCUUCGCCCAGAGCGGCCAGCUAGCUCGUCACAUACGGAACCAUCACAGGGAGGCCGGAGGUGUAGGAAGCGGGUUUGAACCUGUGGAGAUGAUGGUGAUGGAGGAGGAUGUAGGGAGGCGAGGCAGGCUUCAGAUGCAGUCAGCUGGAGUGAUGAGGAAGGUUGGAACAGACAUGAGAGCUCAGGGCCCCUCUGAGCUGGACCUGACCCUGCCCAAACACCCGUCCAUUGCCUCAGGCCUAAUGGUGCUGACCUCACAGGUCAGGCCGUCAGACAGGGAGCUGCUGAGGCUGUACCAGCGCCAGAGAGAGGGUGGAGAGGGAGGGGACGAGGAGGUGGAGGGGCAGGGGGAGCCCCAGCACACCUCACCCUGUGCCAGCCCCUCUGAGGGCUCACUAGAGAGUGGAGAGACAGGGGGCAGUGGAGAGAGCGGCAUCGCAAGUGGAAACUGUACACCCAAACGUCCUGAGAUGGGCGACAGAGUGCGGGGAGUUGGAGAGUGGGAAAAUGAAAGCGGCGAGAUCAUCGAGAGCGAGAAGGAGUGGAGCACAGCCAAAGUGAGCGAGGCCGUGCAAGAGUGGCAGAGGGAAAAUGAGUGGAGGAGUGUAGGAGGAGGAGGAGGAGGGAACACAAGCAGUACACCUGCAGGUUCAACUGGUAGGAAGAAGAAAGACGAAGCGUGCGAAUAUUGUGGUAAACAGUUCAGAAACAGCAGCAAUCUGACUGUGCAUCGUCGAAGCCACACAGGAGAACGGCCGUACCGCUGCGGCCUCUGCAACUACGCCUGUGCUCAGAGCUCAAAGCUCACACGCCACAUGAAGACCCACGGCGCCCAGGGUGCUAAGGCCUCCUUUUUGUGCCAGCUGUGCUCCGUACCCUUCACCGUGUACGCCACUUUGGAGAAACACCUGAAGAAAGUUCACGGUCUGAGCCAUGCCAGCGUUGGAGCAUAUGCACAGGCCAGUGCUGCGGACACCCUGGCUGCUAUAAAAGCUGAAGAAGCAGCAUCAGACGUGGUGGUGAAGAUGGAGGAAGAUGAAGCCAGCCUGGAUCAAAUAGAGAUGGAGGGCAAAAUACAAAGUGAUGCCGGGAAGAGCAUGGAAGUGGAGGAGGGGCAAAGCCAAGAAGAAUAUGUGGAAAACAGUGGGAGUUCGGACAGAGUGGGUGAUCUCCCACCUGAGAGCAAAGCAGAAGUGAGCUUAGCUUUGAGUUCUGGGCCCUGAGAGCCGCUCUCAUUCACUAAAUUGACAUUAAAAUAGCACUGUACAGGAUUUAAAUCGCCCACUCAUUUAAAGAAGAAGUCAUCCCAUCAUUGAACUGACAGUCAUGUCACACUGGAAUCCAAGAAGAAGCUGCAGCAGAGUGGAAAGCAGCAGGCUGUCCUCGUCCUCCAUCCUCUCUGCCAGCACUGAGGCACACAGCAGCCAUGUUUGUCAUGAUUGUAUGCAAAGCUGCUGUGAAACCAAGUGCCUACAGUUUCUCUCGACCACAGAGCAAAAAAAAAAACAAGGCCGUGACAUUCAGCAGGGAGAUUACCAGAGCUCUCGAAAAGGAAGUGCAUCACCACAGUCCACACCGACACAGGAAACUGAUCACCAUGUUGCAGAGCAGGAUGCAAAAAGCGAGUGAUUUAUCUGACUGGUGACCCACUGGACAGGUGGAGACAACAAUUAACUGUCAAAUAAUAUAAAGACGAGGGUAUAUUGAAAAAAAACCUUAGCAAUAGAACAUUGUUAAUAUAUUUUUAAAAGGAGGUCAGACUUUGCUGGCUACUGUAGCUGUUUUUUCUUUGGUGAAGACCUUUUAAAGACUAAAGAUGUUUGAACAGACGCAGGGAGUGAAAUGAAUCCAAACACUGUCUGCCUGCAGUUUCUCACACUCCUCUCUUUAAAGGCGCUUGCUUGUCACAACACUUGUCACUUAAUGUUUACAGGGCUUGCAGGGCCCAGCGAGGUUAUGCUCCUGACUUAGUGACAGUGUGUGUGGAGGAUUUUCUGUUCUUGCUUUUUUCUAACUUUAUAAAUGUGAAUAGGGAGACUUCAAAGUCUCAUCUACUGAGGGUUAUAUUUCUGUUAGUUUCUAUGCAUACAAAAACUGCAAUUUUAUCUCCACGUGAAACGGGUGUGUAUUAUUUUCUCUAGCUGUAUCUAUUCUUGUGAUGGUAAUUCCUCUCUUUCAUUGUUUACAUUUGUAAAGUGCCGGACUGCUUAAAGCUCGUGCAUGUUUUGCAGCCAUUUGAACCUGUUCCUGUUUUUUAUUUUUGUUCCUGUGUUUGAAUUACUCCUUAUUUAUGGACGCUGCAUGUUUGUGGUUGUGAAACUGAAAAGGUCUGUUCCGCUGCAAAAACUACAGGGUUUAUUGGUUGAGUUUUGCGGAUGGCUGCCACGCGAGCACUUGGGUGAGUGAGUCUUUGAGUUUUGUGUGAUUGUUUUUGUGUACAUACUGGGAAAACUUCCUCAGGUGACACCUCGACAUGAAUGCUCUGCCCCGUGAUGUGUGUCUGCAGCAUGAAUCAGCUGAUUUAAUCACUGUGUCAUACUUCUGACAUGUCAGUUAUGAGGAUUGAUGCUUAAAAAUGCACAUUUUGCAAGAGGAAGUUUGAUUUUUUUGACACACAUCACAGGACAAAGCUGUCAAGUACAGUGCCCCCAACUUCUUUGACUACUGUGAUGUCUCUGUGUUACAAUAUCUGAGUUCUACUUGCAUUCAUGUCAGGGAAAAUGUAUCCUAUAGUGCUGCGUAUUGAAUGAUUGUGAGUAAGUGCAGUGUAACUGUUCAGGGAUAAUAUUUGUACAUUUAUUGACAUUAUUGCUGUUGCUAUACAUGUUAUUGUUAUUAUUAAUAUGACUGCCUCCACUUUUCCUAGCAUCGUCUCCUUUAUGCUAAACACUGGCUAUUGUGAAGCUGUACCGCUCUGCUGUCUUUGUAAACUUGACACCAUUUUGUAAUUGAGGAGCCUCAAUAAAGAAUUGAGGUGAGA
Messenger RNA from Notolabrus celidotus (New Zealand spotty), 4222 nucleotides. It is a transcript of the gene znf296, whose product is annotated as zinc finger protein 296. Gene Ontology annotation, biological process: positive regulation of transcription by RNA polymerase II. The transcript has 3 exons. NCBI's taxonomy places the organism in Eukaryota, Metazoa, Chordata, Actinopteri, Labriformes, Labridae. The record is from RefSeq and is a predicted model, not a curated record. Gene Ontology annotation, cellular component: nucleus. Bases 267 to 2465 code for a protein of 732 amino acids. Gene Ontology annotation, molecular function: DNA-binding transcription factor activity; RNA polymerase II cis-regulatory region sequence-specific DNA binding.